AUGAUCAGUACUAAUAAGAUCGUGCCUGCCCACAUCAGUCAGUACCAUCGUAUUUGGACCGUCACCUUAUACAUCAGCUCCAAUGCCCACAGACACGUCCAGUUGGACUGUCACCCACCCAAUACAUCAGCUCCACCGUUCCACAGACACGUCCAGCUGAACCGUCACCUUAUACAUCAGCUCCACCGUCCAACAGACACGUCCAGUUGGACUGUCAACCACCCAAGACGUCAGCUCUUCCGUCCCACAGACACGUCCAGUUGGACCGUCACCUUUAACAUCAGCUCCACCGUCCCACAGACACGUCCAGUUGGACCGUCACCUUAUACGUCAGCUCCACCGUCCCACAGACACGUCCAGUUGGACUGUCACCUUGUACAUCAGCUCCACCGUCCCACAGACACGUUCAGUUGGACUGACACCUUAUACAUCAGCUCCACCGUCCCACAGUCACGUCCAGUUGGAUCGUCAACCAAUACAUCAGCUCCACCGUCCCACAGACACAUCCAGUCCGUCAACCAAUACAUAAGCUCCACCGUCCUACAGACACGUCCAGCUGGACCGUCACCUUAUAAAUCAGCUCCACCGUCCAACAGACACGUCCAGUUGGACUGUCAACCACCCAAGACGUCAGCUCUUCCGUCCCACAGACACGUCCAGUUGGACCGUCACCUUUAA
Ylistrum balloti is the source of this 678-nucleotide messenger RNA. RefSeq lists its product as uncharacterized. NCBI's taxonomy places the organism in Eukaryota, Metazoa, Mollusca, Bivalvia, Pectinida, Pectinidae. The transcript has 2 exons. Bases 1 to 678 code for a protein of 225 amino acids. The record is from RefSeq and is a predicted model, not a curated record.